Messenger RNA from Aspergillus fijiensis CBS 313.89, 1110 nucleotides. Its product is annotated as glycoside hydrolase family 28 protein. Bases 1 to 1110 code for a protein of 369 amino acids. Gene Ontology annotation, molecular function: polygalacturonase activity. The record is from RefSeq and is a predicted model, not a curated record. Gene Ontology annotation, biological process: pectin catabolic process. NCBI's taxonomy places the organism in Eukaryota, Fungi, Ascomycota, Eurotiomycetes, Eurotiales, Aspergillaceae. The transcript has 2 exons. Gene Ontology annotation, cellular component: extracellular region.
AUGCACUCCUUCCAGCUUCUCGGCCUGGCCGCUGUCGGCUCCGUCGUCUCGGCCGCUCCUACUGCGUCUCGUGUCUCCGACCUUGUGAAGAAGUCCUCUUCUACCUGCACUUUCACCUCUGCCAGCGAGGCUAGCGAAAGCAUCUCUUCGUGCUCCAACGUCGUCCUCAGCAACAUCGAGGUGCCCGCCGGAGAGACACUUGACCUGUCCGACGCCGCUGACGGUGCCACCAUCACUUUUGAGGGUACCACCAGCUUCGGCUACGAGGAAUGGGAUGGUCCUCUUAUCCGUUUCGGCGGCAAGCAGCUCACCAUCACCCAGUCUGACGGUGCUGUCAUUGACGGUGAUGGCUCUCGCUGGUGGGACAGCGAGGGCACCAACGGUGGCAAGACCAAGCCCAAGUUCAUGUACGUCCACGAUGUCGAGGAUUCGACCAUCAAGGGCCUGCAGAUCAAGAACACUCCGGUGCAGGCCAUCAGUGUGCAGGCGACCAACGUCUACCUGACCGACAUCACCAUCGACAACUCCGACGGUGACGACAACGGUGGCCACAACACCGACGGAUUCGACAUCAGCGAGAGUACUGGCGUGUACAUCAGCGGUGCUACCGUCAAGAACCAGGAUGACUGUAUCGCCAUCAACUCCGGCGAGAACAUCCUCUUCACCGGCGGUACCUGCUCCGGUGGCCACGGUCUGUCCAUCGGCUCCGUGGGUGGCCGUGAUGACAACACCGUCAAGAACGUGACCAUCUCGGACUCAACCGUCACGGACUCGGCCAACGGUGUCCGCAUCAAGACCAUCUACGGCGACACCGGUGAUGUUAGCGAGAUCACCUACUCCAACAUCCAGCUCUCCGGCAUCACCGACUACGGAAUUGUCAUCGAGCAGGACUACGAGAACGGCAGCCCUACUGGUACCCCCUCCACUGGUGUCCCCAUCACCGACGUGACCGUCGAUGGUGUCACCGGCUCGAUCGAGGAUGACGCUGUCCAGGUCUACAUCCUCUGCGGUGACGGCAGCUGCUCCGACUGGACCUGGUCCGGCGUUGACAUCACCGGUGGUGAGACCAGCUCCGACUGCGAGAACGUUCCCUCCGGCGCUUCUUGCUAG